Plasmodium cynomolgi strain B is the source of this 2214-nucleotide messenger RNA. Its product is annotated as rhoptry-associated protein 1. Bases 1 to 2214 code for a protein of 737 amino acids. Lineage: Eukaryota; Apicomplexa; Aconoidasida; Haemosporida; Plasmodiidae. The transcript is spliced from 2 exons. The record is from RefSeq and is a predicted model, not a curated record.
AUGAUAAUUUAUGCAAGUUCCCUGCUGGUGCUUUUUUACGCACUCUACCAAAAUGUUUCCUCUGGAAUACCCAUAAAUGGGGAAAGGAAAAUAGACAACCACAAGGAGGCCGAAGAGUUUAACGUGGAUGAUAUCAAUUCGUGGAUGAAGUUAGAGGAUGCAAAUUUUUUAAACACGUGGACGAAAAAUGUGUCAGAUAUAUCCUUCAUGGAAAGUGAAGCCAUCAAAGAAACGGGUAGUGUGAACGGAGAUGCGUCCUCUACCGGAUCGGCAAAAGAGUCCUACGGAGAUUGGGGCUUCAUGGCCAACAAGAACGAAGAAAAUAAAAAGAGCAAGCCCAAAUCGAACUCCGGAGAAUCCGACACCAGCUCUUCCGACGGAAAAUCGAGCAAGUCAAGCAAAUCAGGACACAAAUCUGGAGGCAGCUCACGUUCAGAAUAUUCGGCCUAUGACAAUGGAAUGUCAUCCAGUAUUGGCAACAAAGCGUUCGAAAAGGAAAUGUAUGAAUUUGCAAUUAAUCACCCCAUGGAAAAGUUGACUAAAGAAAUGGACACUUUGAAAAAUGAAUACAUAAAAAUGAAGGAAGAAGAAGAAAAAGUCUUGGAUGAGGAACAUAAAGAGAUUAAGGAGAAGAGAAAGGAAGAACGAUUAAAAAUGUUGGCAGAAUCCGACGUGGAUGAAAGCAAGUCUAAUGAAGAAGUAGAUUUUAUAAAAAAUGAUUACACAGAUACCCGCAUUCGGGGUGGAUUCACAGAAUUCCUCAGCAAUUUAAACCCAUUUAAAUCAGGACUCAAACCGAUGAAAAAGGAUAUAUCAUUGGUUACCUAUAUUCCUACAAAAAUGGCAAACAAGGAAAAAUUCAUGAAAGAUUUAGAAAUAUAUCAUAAAUAUGAACCUUACCAAAAGAGCGUUCUUCACACCUGCCCAAACAGUGUCUUCUUCUUCGACUCCAUGGAAAGCUUACGAAAAGAAUUAGAGAGGGGUCAAGAAAAGGAAGCCUUUACGAACAAAAUCUUAGAUCAUAAUAUGGAAUGCCUGAAAAUUUUCGGAUUAUUCGAUUUCGAAUUACCAGACAAUAAAACUAGAUUAGGAAAUGUGAUUGGUUCCAUUGGUACGUAUCAUAUCAGGUUGUACGAAAUUGAAAAUGAUUUGCUAAAAUAUCAACCCAGUUUAGAUUAUAUAACCCUCGCAGAUGAUUACAAGUUGGUACAAAAUGAUGUACAUACUUUAGAAAAUGUCAAUUUUUGUUUAUUAAAUCCUAAAACUUUGGAAGAUUUUCUCAAAAAAAAAGAAAUCAUGGAACUUAUGGGAGGAGAAGACCCUGUUGCGUAUGAAGAGAAAUUUACAAAAUACAUGGAAGAGUCUAUCAAUUGUCACCUCGAAUCUUUGAUAUAUGAUGAUUUGGAUUCAUCACAGGAUACUAAAAUGGUCCUGAAAACUGUGAAAUCCAAAUUAUAUUUGCUUCAAAAUGGAUUGUCUUACAAAAGCAAAAAAUUAGUCAACAAACUAUUUAACGAAAUCCAGAAAAAUCCAGACCCCCUUUUUGAAAAACUUACAUGGAUUUUUGAAUUUAUGUACCAAAUAAAGAGAAACUACACCUUUUUCGCAUUCAAAACUGUUUGUGACAAAUAUGUUUCCUUUAUUAAUAUCUACCACGCCCUCCAAGGAAUGGCUUCUUAUAUUAUGGAAUAUACUCGACUGUACGGGGCCUGCUUUAAAAAUGUAAUCAUUUACAAUGCAGUAAUAUCGGGCAUACACGAACAGAUGAAAAAUUUAAUGAAAUUAAUGCCAAGAAGUGGGUUACUCUCCGAUAUUCACUUCGAAGCGUUACUACACAAGGAGAAUAAAAAAAUCACACGAACGGAUUAUGUGCUCAAUGAUUACGAUCCUACUGUCAAAGCUUAUGCCCUUACCCAGUUGGAAAGACUACCUAUGGUUAGCGUCAUUAACAGUUUUUUCGAGGCAAAGAAAAAAGAACUAUCAAAAAUGAUUGCUCAGAUGAAGUUAGAUUUAUUUUCACUCGCAAAUGAUGACCAUAAAAUCCCAAACGACAAGGGGCCCAAUUCCAAAUUGACUGCCAAACUUAUCAGUAUAUACAAAGCGGAAAUUAAAAAGUACUUUAAGGAAAUGCGUGAUGAUUAUGUUUUCCUCAUAAAGACACGCUACAAGGGUCACUACAAAAAGAACUAUUUGCUCUACAAGCGACUGGAGUAG